Molecule: messenger RNA, 1052 nt
Organism: Laccaria bicolor S238N-H82
Lineage: Eukaryota; Fungi; Basidiomycota; Agaricomycetes; Agaricales; Hydnangiaceae
Exons: 1
Coding region: 1-954 (317 amino acids)
Molecular function (GO): protein binding
Source: RefSeq, a predicted model, not a curated record
AUGGAAACAAACCUGCCUGAUACACCUGUAUGCCGGAAGCGUAAUAUCCGCGACAAUACCUUGGACGACGCGCAGCUGAAAACGCGGUGCCCACUCGACAAUGGGCGACACAAUUGCAAUCCCAUCUCCGCAUCUUUCCCUACCAAUCAGCUCGACAGCCUACCCCUAGAACUUAUCAUCGAGGUCCUGCUGCAGGUGGACAUUCCUUCGCUGACUCGCUUUCGCGGCCUCAACCGCCGCACAAUGCAGCUUGUCAACUCUGUUCGCCAAUACACCGCAAUGAUUGAGCAUUGCCCCAACAUCAUCCGCGCCAUUGUCAGCAUACAGGUGGACGCGUUUGACUGUAGUACACUAUACAGAACGCUUUGCACAAGCCGAUGUUCCACGUGCAAUCACUUUGGUGACUAUCUCUAUCUCAUAGACUGUCGCCGGGUCUGUUACUUCUGUUUCACUGAGCUGCCGGAAUACUUCCCCCUCACAAGUCACGCAGCAUCCAGGCUCUUCACCCUCAAUGCAAAGAGCAAUGCCAAAAGCUUCCGCAAGCUCUUCGAAUUGGUGAAACCACCGAGCAUCCUCAGCUUGCCCGGGCGGUACUGUUGUGGUUCGUUAACGAGAGGGGGGAAUUUGCAGUCGAGGCGACUUCGACUCUACGAUCGCCGGGCGGUGGCCGAGAGUCUGACAGGCAGUGGUCUUUCACAGUCAGACAAAACUAAUACGGAACCUAAGCGAUUCAUGGCUAUCAUCUCCGCACCAGUUCUGCUCAAUGGUGGCCGGCAGGUCGACCGAGGGUUCUUCUGCCUCGGCUGCAGGAACGAGCACAGGGAUAAAAACAAACACUUCAGAAUCAAAUACACCACAGAGGGCUUGUCAGGACACAUUGCGAAGUAUGGACGGGUAGUGGAGAGGAUACCGAAGAUCCCUGGCACUGGGUUCAUGCACGUUAAAAAGGACUAGAAUAUGCCGCUGGGAGGGGAGGGAGGCGUAGGCGCGUUUUUUUAAGGCUUUUGUUCGUAAAACUUUUUCUGUGAAAUGAAGAGACGCACUGCACAUGU